AUGGAGAAGCGCCCCGCCAGCUCUUGGGGGUUCAGACGCUGCGCAUUGUUGGUGGCUGCCGGUGGUGGUGGUUGGACCUCCAGGGCCCUCCUGUCAGACCCUUCCAGCACUCUGGGGCAGCGACUGCGCGGACGAUGGGCCGGAAGCGACCGCUCCAGCAACCUUCAAAGAGCGCACAGAGACGGGGUCUUCCAGGUGCGAGACCGCUUUGAUGCUGGUGCUGAACUUGGGGAAGAAGAGAUGUCCUGGACUAGGGAGUACGGCGAAGGCGGCUCCUUCCCAUUUUGGAGCCUGGGCCAGCCGAAAGUAGAGAUCCGCAGACUGGCGGCUGCACUUGAGGAGGCUUCAGGGAAUGGCUUGGCGGCAGUUGUCCUCGGCUGCGGUCUUGGCUUGGAUGUUGCUUACUUGGCAAAAGCCGGCAAGGCAAGCGCUCUGACCGCGGUGGCAGGGGUGGACUUCGCCUGGCCGGCCAUCCAGGAAGCCAGGAGACAGCACGGCGACUCCGGGCAGGCCGGCCGGGCCGCUUGCUUCUUCCAUCACUUCGAUGUCUGCGAGCUCCCAGCCCCGACGGUGCCAUUGGACCUCAUCAUUGACAACACAGUCUUUCAAAAUGUGCACAGGAGUGGCCGAUUCGACGCAUAUUUGGAGAGUUUAUGCAGAAUUUCAACGCCAGGUCUGCCCCUGAGCUGUGUGACAGCGUGCGUCGGUCUGUCCGCCAUCCCUUCUCUACAGCGGGAGCGCUGUAUAAGAAAAUGCUUUCUGGGACGAGGGUGGUCUGGUUUUCUUAUUUUGAUAGCGGCCGGCUUUGUAGGAAAAUUUAAUCUAGGAUGGGUCAGGGUAGUCUGGUUUUCUUAA
Symbiodinium necroappetens is the source of this 855-nucleotide messenger RNA. NCBI's taxonomy places the organism in Eukaryota, Dinophyceae, Suessiales, Symbiodiniaceae. The record is from the annotation of a GenBank genome assembly.